Messenger RNA from Spirometra erinaceieuropaei, 540 nucleotides. NCBI's taxonomy places the organism in Eukaryota, Metazoa, Platyhelminthes, Cestoda, Diphyllobothriidea, Diphyllobothriidae. The record is from the annotation of a GenBank genome assembly.
AUGUACAAGGCCGUCAUCCUGCCGACGCUACUGUAUGGAGCGGAGACUUGGACGGUGUACGCAAAGCAGGCACGUCGUCUAAACUACUUACACCUCAGUUGUCUUCGUCGCAUCCUGAAGCUGAACUGGCAGGAUCGCAUCCCCGACACGGAUGUGCUGGAACGGACGGGAAUCCUCAGCAUCUACGCCAUACUGAGGCAAAUUCAGCUGCGCUGGAGCGGCCACCUAGUGCGCAUGGACGACGAGCGACUACCCAAACGACUCUUCUACGGAGACGUCGCGACGGGUUCUCGCCGUCAAGGAGGCCAGAUUCGCCGUUACAAGGAUACCCUGAAGUCCUCCCUGAAAUGCCUGCAAAUCAACCCCACCAACUGGGAGGAGCUCGCACUCGAUCGACCGACCUGGAGGAGAACAAUGAAGACAGGCUCGGACGGAUCCUCACCUUGGCGUUCCAUCACACCCUCUGGUCCACACAACAAUAAUCAGGAUUUCAACCAACAACGGAGAUUUGGAGGCUGGCACGACCGAAGCCGCACCUAG